UAGAAGCUUUCCUAUUAAAGCUGACUGCAGGAAGUUCCUGUGCUGGGUGUUUUUGCAGGAGGUUCAGAGGCUGUUUGAGCUGCUCCAUCGCCUCCCACGGCGCCGGGAUGGGAGUGGGGCAGGCGCUGCUCGUGCUGCUGGCUGCGGGCGCAGCGGUGUCGGCCAGGGACCCGCUGCUGAACGUCUGUAUGGAUGCCAAACACCACAAAACCAAGCCUGGCCCGGAGGGGAUGCUGCAUGACCAGUGUGCUCCCUGGAAGGACAACGCCUGCUGCACAGCCAACACCAGUUCAGAAGCUCACAAGGACAAUUCCAACCUGUACAACUUCAACUGGAACCACUGUGGGGUGAUGCCACCCAAGUGCAAGCGCCACUUCAUCCAGGACACGUGCUUGUAUGAGUGCUCGCCCAACUUGGGGCCCUGGAUCGACCAGGCUGACAGCAGCUGGCGUCGGGAGAGGAUUCUUCAUGUGCCGCUCUGCAAAGAGGACUGUGAGGAGUGGUGGGAGGAUUGCAAGGACUAUGUCACGUGCAAAGAAAACUGGCACAAGGGCUGGAACUGGGCAACAGGAACAAACCGCUGUCCUUGGGGCUCCAUGUGCAGACCCUUCAGCCACGUCUUCCCCCGACCGAAAGACCUGUGUGAGAAAAUCUGGUCCAACUCCUACAAAUACACCACAGAGCACCGGGGCAGCGGACGCUGCAUCCAGAUGUGGUUUGACCCUGCCCAGGGAAACCCCAAUGUGGUUGUGGCGAAGUACUACGCUUGGAAAAAAAGAACUUCCCCGGCUCACACGGAGAACGUGAUUCCUGAGACUGGCAGAGCUGCGAGUGCUUGGCCGUGGUCUGUCCUGGUCCUGCUGCCUCUGGCCCUUGCGCUGGGAGCUGGGGGCUGUGGGUCCCGUGGAUGGGGGUUCCUGUGACUGCUCCUUCAAGGGACGUGGCUUGGACUGCUCCAGCUGCCUUCCAGGAAGGGCUGGCAUGGGUAGCUUAGGUCUGUCUGUUCAAACUGGUCACACACCCCGGUAAGUGCUCAGCAUGAGUUACGCUGCUGGACCUUGAUACCUGCCUCUACUUUCAGCCGCUGACAAAGGCGGUUAUUUCCUUUGCCAUCCUAGGAACAGCAAUACUAUCUCUGCUCUGAUGUACGAGCUCCUUUGCAUCUGUUCCCAGAUGGGUUAUGUGUAUUAUGUUCCAUGGCUGUGUGCUGGGUUACCAGCGCUUGUUCAGGGUCCUUGGCUGAGCUCUGGUGUCUGGACUUUCAGGCUGCUCUGACUCCCUGAAAGGUGGGGGGAUAAUAAAAUACUGCUCUGAAUCA
Molecule: messenger RNA, 1318 nt
Organism: Tyto alba (common barn owl)
Lineage: Eukaryota; Metazoa; Chordata; Aves; Strigiformes; Tytonidae
Product: folate receptor gamma
Exons: 5
Coding region: 108-923 (271 amino acids)
Cellular component (GO): external side of plasma membrane
Molecular function (GO): signaling receptor activity
Source: RefSeq, a predicted model, not a curated record